Messenger RNA from Kockovaella imperatae, 1350 nucleotides. RefSeq lists its product as hypothetical. Gene Ontology annotation, biological process: protein O-linked glycosylation via mannose. The transcript is spliced from 11 exons. Gene Ontology annotation, cellular component: endoplasmic reticulum. Gene Ontology annotation, molecular function: protein O-acetylglucosaminyltransferase activity. The coding region runs from base 1 to 1350 and encodes 449 amino acids. The record is from RefSeq and is a predicted model, not a curated record. Lineage: Eukaryota; Fungi; Basidiomycota; Tremellomycetes; Tremellales; Cuniculitremaceae.
AUGGUACGGUUCACCAUCGAAUCGGUGCUUUCAGCAGCGAGGUCAAGGCUAUAUGCCUUUCAACCUCGUCUCGAUGGAUACAAGCAAUUUGGAUCAAGGAGAAAUCAGCUACCAAAGCAUGCUCAGAUUUAUGGCAUUGCAGCGGUGAUCUUUCUGUUGCUAUUCACAGGAUACAGCUUCAGUGAUCACUUCACCGCGCCGACUACCGCGCCAACUAUAUACGAAGCUGGAAUCCCUGGAUUUAAUGUCUUUCGCAAUGUUUGGUAUAACAACCAGACUUUUCACCUCUGGGACCCGACGGACGCUGCCAUGCCAGUGGAGGAUUCGAUCUUAUCACCGCGAACCAAGGCAGUCGUCCACACAGAAAUCCCGAUAAAGGGCAGGCAUGUUGUCUAUCUAAAGGGCGCAUCGUUGCUGAUUAAUGAAAAGGCCGGAGACGAAUGGAGUGGACUAUGGCACUAUUAUCACUUUGCAGCGGAAGCUAUGCUCGGCGGUCUGACGGCUUUCUCUAUCGCUGAGAGCGUAGAAAGGAUAGAAUCACCACAGGCGUACCUCCCUGUGGUCCCCGAUAGACUAAUCAUUCCUUGGGAUUCGAAUUGGCACGAUAGGUGGGGUAUCAAUCCUUUGAUGGUAGAUGCUCUAUUCGAUGAUGUACUGGAGCCUGAACAAUGGGGCAAAUGGAGAGAGCACGACAAUUGGAUAUUCUUCGACCAGCUGAUCAUUGUCGAUCGAUGGGCUGCGCACCGGUACAAUAAAGGCACACAAGCGUGGAACAAGAUGUCAGUCGACAUCUUCGAGAGACCACACCCAUUCGAAUUCUUUGCACCCGUUCGACAGCGGUUGAUGAAGCAUUUCGGCUUCCACGAGCAUACCUCAACUAUACCGAAUGUGGUCUAUGUAGAUCGACAAUCGAGCGAUCGAAGGCUCGUUGCUGAACAUCACGAAGCGCUCGUAGCGCUCUUGCGCUCCCGGCAUGAGAGAGGGGAGAUCAAGUUUGUCCAUGCUGCUUGGGAGAACCAUACGGUGAUUGAGCAGUUUCAUAUCUCGGCCGAUGCCGAUAUCAUGGUUGGCGUCCAUGGAAACGGCCUGACACAUGAGAUGUGGAUGACCGAAAAGGCCACCUUGGUAGAGCUCUUCCACCCUGGAGUCUUUCUCAGAGACUACCAAGCCGUCGCUCAUGUUUUGGGCCAUCAAUAUUUUGCCGUCUGGAACGACACAUUGCAUACUCAGGCUGAAUGGGAAGCGGAUCCGGGGGAGAAAAUGUCUUGGAUGACGCACAGCGGAACAGAGUUUCCUCUUUAUGUGCCUUUCUUUGAAACACUGCUUGAUCGACUGCUGGCUGGAGUUUAA